UUAAAACAAAUAAUAUUGAUCGGCGGCACCAGCGGCCAACGUCCAACUGUCCUCGUCAGAAGAACCUUACGACGUCGUAUUUAGGUUUUCUGACUGAGCGGGCAAGUAUAGUGUGUAACGCACACCGCGCAAAAUCGUCGAUCGUCCUCUACGCCAAAUUAACAACACGAAACCCUACAAUCUCCAUUUUUUGCGACCGUAUAUAUCAAAUACACAUACUGAAGGAACCCAGAAGUAUUUUAUUCUUAUGUGUGUGUAUUUGUGUUUGCGAAUCGAACCGAUUUCUAUAAUAAUCGGUAGAUAUGGAAGAGGAUAGUGAUUUGGAGCACGUUACGGGAAGUCCGACAGCUGGAGAGAGUGGAUUUGUUCAUGUAGAGUCGAUUAAUUCGGCUUCAAUGGAUGGUAGCGCAAUUAUUCAGGAUGAUGGGGUAGUGGUAACAAGAGUAGAUGCUGUACAAGAUGAGUCAAGUGAUUUAAGAAUGACUGAUGAUGGGGGCAAUGAAGAGUUUGUAGAUUGUCCAGAUGACUUACUUUCCUAUGAUGGAAGGACUGAUUUUGAUGAAAGUCAGGAAGCUGAAGAAGUAGUUUCUGAAGAUCAUCAACAUAGUUUAUUUGACAGUGAACAUCAAAUCUUGCCACACCAUUAUCAGGAAGAAAGACAGCAGUUGAUGACAGAAUUGACUAAUCUCCGCCAUAAGCUGAAGAUUCUUAUCAAGAAACAUCCAUUGAUUGAUGGAAAAGAUGGUGCUCUGUUUACUUAUGAACUUGCAGCAGCAGCAGCAGUGGGUGAUGACAAGUCUUUGUGGCCUCUGCAUGAGAUGAUCUUUGACUGCUCUAGGUUUAUUGAGCUUGCUUUAGGUGAACAAUCACAGACUGAGCACACAGUCAGAGAACUCUAUGCCACUAUAGACACAAAAGAUAAAGAAAUCAAUGAUCUUAAUGUAAAGAUCUUUGAAUACUCCUCUGUUGAGACCACAACAGAUAGAAUUUUAUCUUCACUUGCACAUGCCCUUGGUGUAGAAGAAUCUGUGCAUACAUCUGUUAGUGAUAAAAUGUUACAUCUUGAAAAAAGUAUCUCCCUUUUAAUUGGAAACCAAAAUCACUUCCUUUCAGAAAUUGAGAUGCUCAACCAGUGUUUGACAGAGCUGAAAAGGAAAGAACUUGAGUUGACCCAUAAAAGUAGUCAUAUAGAAGAUGAAUACAGGAAACUGAUGGAACAUUUUGAGAGAGGUAGAGAAGCCAUUAAGAUGUUGAAUUCAGAGAUUGGAAGGCUGAAAGGGGAAGUUGAAGUAGAGAAGACAAGGUAUAGUAAUACAAGAGAAAAGCUUAACCUGGCUGUGACCAAAGGGAAGUCUUUGGUUCAACAACGUGACUCAUUGAAGCAAGCAGUUGUAGAAAAGACAAGUGAAUUAGAGAAAUGUUUACUUGAAUUGCAAGAGAAGUCAAGUGCCCUGGAGGCUGCUGAGUUAAGAAAAAACGAGAUGCUACAGUUUGAAACUUUAGCUAAUUCACUGAAAGACCAAUCUUUUAAGCUACAAGAUGAAAUUAACACAAUGAAAGAGGCUGAAAGUGUGAAAAUCGAUCGCCUAACAGUAUCACUGUUGAUAGAAGCUCUGGAGAAGAAGUAUCUUGAAGAUGAGUUUGCAGAUAUGACACACAAGUUUGAAGAUUUUGUCAAGAAAGAGAAGAUGGAUGGGUUGGAGCUGGAUAAAUGCUCGAGUAAGAUAGCUGAGGUUUCUGAAGAACUUUGUGUGUUAAAGGAUACGAAUGGAUGUCUGAAAAUUGAUCUUCAAAGAUCCGAGGAUAAAGUUGGUUUAUUGAAGGAAAAGUUAUCAAUGGCAGUUAAAAAGGGUAAAGGUUUGGUUCAAGAGCGUGAGAUAAUGAAGAAGCAAAUAGCUGAAAAGAAUGCUCAUAUUGAGGCAUUAAACCUUGAAUUGAAAAAUCAAGAAGAUCAGAUUAGUAAGUUGUCAAGUGAUGUGGAACGGAUAAUAAAGCUGGAAUCUGAUCUCCUACAUUCAAAAGAAGAAAGGGAUCAAAUUGAGCAAUUCUUAGUUGAGAGCAAUACCAUAUUACAACAGGUAAUUGAUGCAACUAAUGCGAUUGUUCUUCCAAAUGAUAUAAACGAUCCAGUUGAAAAGGUGAAGUUGUGUGCAGCAUAUUUAAAUGAAUGCCAGGUUUCAAAGGCACAAGUAGAACAGGAGUUGAGAGAUGUAAAAAAUGAAGCCCUGAAAACCACAAAAUCCCUUGAAGAUGCAUUAUCUAUUUCAGAAAAAAACAUGUCUCAGUUAAAUGAAGAAAAGAUAAAAUUGGAAAAUCUAAAAACUCGUAUUGAAGAGGAAUUACACAAUGCAAAGGAGGAAUCCUGCAGAACUAUAAAGUCACUUGAGGAUACAGUGUCUCAGUUACAGACACAUAUGUCUCAGUUUUCUCAUGCAAAUGAGACGACACAAAAUAACAUAAAUUUAUUAGAAAGUGAAAUAAAGAAGCUGAAAGAUGAAGCUGCAUAUCAUGAGCAUAAGUUCAUGGAUGCCUCUGAAACUAUCAAAACAUUAGAAGACACAUUGCUGAAGGCCAACAACUCUGUUUCCAAUCUUCUUGAAGAAAAGAAGAAUGCUGAACAAGAAAUUUCAAACCUCAGGGAAGAGUUGACAUGCAAGACAGAUGAUUGGCCUUCUGAGCUCUCGAGCUUUCUUGAAAAUCUUCAAAUGUUAUUGAAAGAUGAAACUUUGUUGAUCUUGUUCAAGCAAAGUAAUGAGAAAAAGUUUGAAACCUUUAUAAAAAUGGACCAUUAUCUUAAAGAUAUGAAGGGUUAUUUAGAUUCAGAAGAGCUUCAAGAUUAUCCUGAUAUUGAGGAAAGAUUCCAGUUAUCAACUCUUUUCAACAAUGUUCUCAACACUGAGACAACUAAUAGCAAUGAAGCAGAUGCUGCGAAUAUUAAAUCAUAUGCAGGAAAGACUUUGGAAAAGUUAAAUUUAAGAAACCAGAUUCUCACUGAUGAAUUUAUCCGGUUCUCUACAUUCAUUGAUGAGCUAACUACAUCCUUGUUAACAAAACUGGAGGCAAUAAACAACAUUAUGCCGAUUACACUUGAACACACAAAAACUUUGCAAAAAAAUGUUGAUGAUUUGCAGAUUGAUAAACAAGUACAGGAGGAAAAAAUGUUAUUAAUCUCCACCGAAAUAAAAGAAUUGCAGUCUGAAUUAGAGAAAACCAGGUCAAUAUAUGACAAAGUCAAAGAAGAAAAUGACAUGUUACAACACAGAGUUUCUAAGAUGGAAACCGAGUUAGAAGCAUCUCAAACCAUGAGGGGCGAAAUGGGCAUUAAAUUACAAGAUUUCCAGGCAAAAGAAGAUGAGUGGAAUAGAAGAGAAGCAGAGUUAUCUAAGCAACUAACUGAAUUUGCCAAAGAUCAUGAGGCUGAAAAUAAAAAAGGUCCGACUGAAGCAUCUCCAUUAGCUCCACAGUCAGAGAUAUCAGAAGUUGAAGAUCCAGUAUCAAUUGGGAAACGGAGCAUGUCUUUGGUGAGAAGUUCACGUAGGGGAUCAAAUGACCAUCUUGCCCUCAACAUCGAUCAAGAGUCUGACAAUUUAAUUGAUAAACAAGAAACUGUUCAAGACAAAGGUCAUAUAUUCAAGUCGUUGCAUACAUCUGGUCUUGUGCCAACACAAGGGAAGAUGAAGAUGGUUGCAGAUAGGCUUGAUGGAAUGUGGGUUUCAGGUGGGGGUGCUUUGAUGAGUAGGCCAAGGGCAAGGUUGGGUCUUAUAGCUUAUUGGGUUGUGUUGCAUUUAUGGCUUGUGACCACUCUUUUAUGACCAGUAAUAACGGAGAUCAGCUUGUACAUUGUACCAUAGAGAUAUGUAUAUAACAAGAUUCGACACAAUCAACAUUUACACAUAAAUGUUACAAUUGGAAUAAGAUAUAUAUAUCCUUCAUGUACAACAUUAACACAUGAAGGACUUGAAUAAUGCAAUAAACUAGUUGGAAUA
Messenger RNA from Lactuca sativa (garden lettuce), 3986 nucleotides. RefSeq names its product trans-Golgi network-localized SYP41-interacting protein 1. The record is from RefSeq and is a predicted model, not a curated record. Lineage: Eukaryota; Viridiplantae; Streptophyta; Magnoliopsida; Asterales; Asteraceae.